AUGGCUCGUGGACACCUGGAUGGCAUGUCUGAUCGUUCCGUUGAAAAUGGACUAAAAUGGAUGACUGGUAUUCUGUCGUCAGUAGCGAUUCUGUUAUUUAUUGCUUCCAUAUUUUUCGGAUGCUACAUGCGACGUAUCAUGCUUCACCCGGAAACCGGAAUCACUUUCCGGAAAUCGGAACACGCGGCAUGUCAACAUAGUUUCGUCGUCACCACUUCCCAAAAGAACGCGCAUACGGUCGCCACCGACAACGGCUCCAAAUCAUUUUUCUGGGAAACACGGUUCAGCGCCAGCACCAUCCAUCCUUCGCCAUACCCGCUCACCUUUCAGAGCCUACGAAAC
Molecule: messenger RNA, 342 nt
Organism: Ostertagia ostertagi
Lineage: Eukaryota; Metazoa; Nematoda; Chromadorea; Rhabditida; Trichostrongylidae
Source: the annotation of a GenBank genome assembly